Macrobrachium nipponense is the source of this 1950-nucleotide messenger RNA. RefSeq names its product cytochrome b-c1 complex subunit 2, mitochondrial-like (gene UQCR-C2). Gene Ontology annotation, cellular component: mitochondrion. The transcript has 9 exons. The record is from RefSeq and is a predicted model, not a curated record. Lineage: Eukaryota; Metazoa; Arthropoda; Malacostraca; Decapoda; Palaemonidae. The coding region runs from base 112 to 1449 and encodes 445 amino acids. Gene Ontology annotation, molecular function: metal ion binding.
AGGUACGAUAAACGUCGAUGGCCCAAUUGGUAUCUCCCGAGGAACGAUAAGUUGCUCCUAGUCAGCUGUACGAGCGAAAGUAACCUAAAAUUCGAUCUUAACCCGCAAAUAAUGGCAUCCAAUGCACUUAAACCAAACUCCCUCCGAAGCCUCGUGAAACGUGGGUAUGCUGCCCAGGCAGCAGCCCAGCAGUCCACCUUUGCUCUACCUGUUCAAGAUCCUAAAGUAACAACCCUACCCAGUGGAGCAGUUGUGGCAUCGCUUGAGACAAAUGCACCUGUGUCCCACGUGGCUGUUCUCUUCAAGGCUGGUUCCCGUUAUGAGACUACUGCUAGCAUUGGAGCAUCCCACAUCUUACGUGCAUCUGUAGGCCUUGGGACAAAGAACACCUCGUCAUUUGCAAUUACUCGUACUAUUCAGCAGGCUGGUGGUUCUAUUUCUAGUGAAUCUGGGCGAGAACAUAUUCUCUAUGGCCUAGACAUCAUUCGGGAUAACGUUGGCACAGGACUUGAAAUUCUUGGUGAUGUAAGUACUCAGCAUGGAUUCAAGCCUUGGGAGUUAGAUGGCAAUCUUGGCAGGGUUAAGGAUGAACUGGCUGCUCUGGACCCCUCUACCAUUGCCAUUGAGCUACUCCAUAAAGCAGCAUUCCGUAACUCUGGUCUUGGAAACUCCAUAUUCAUCCCAAAGCAUCGUCUUGGAAAGUUGACUUCAGAAACGAUGGCAGGAUUUGUAGCUUCCACCCAUACAUCAAACAGAAUGGCAGUUGUUGGUCUUGGUAUUGAACACGAUGCUUUGGUAUCAUUUGCUAAAGGCCUUGGUGUUGGCUCUGGCGCCGGUGCUUCAAGCUCUUCUGUAUUUGGUGGUGGAGAAAUCAGACAUGAAACUGGAGCUCCAGUGACUGUGGUGGCAGUUGCAGGUCAAGGUGCCAGCCAGGGAAGUAGUGAUGCUGCAGCUCUAGCAAUUGCUCAGCAAAUUCUUGGAACUGGGGCUCACAUCAAGAGGGGCAGUAAUGCAUCCAGUGCCCUUGCUAAAGUUGUAGCAGCCUCAGGAGGGCUAGGUGCUGCAUCUGCCCUUAACAUUAGUUACACCGAUACUGGCCUCUUUGGUUAUUUUGUAAUUGCUGACUCAGGCAGUGUUGGUCAGGUUGUUGGAAGUGUACAUGAUGCUGUGAAGAACUUGAAUAUUAGUGAUGCUGAUGUAGCAAGAGCUAAGAACCAAGUGAAGGCUGCAAUUCACAUGGCAACUGAAGGUUCAAGUGAUGCCCUUGAAGAUAUGGGUUUACAGGCACUCCUUACUGGAAAGUAUUUGGAUCCCACAGCUGCGGCUGCUGCUGUUGAUGGUGUAACCGCUGGUGCUGUUCGAUCUGCAUUAAACAAGGUUAUGGAAGGCAAGUUGAGUAUGAGCUCUGUUGGAGAUGUUAGUGGUGUCCCAUUCUUGGAUCAGCUGUAAUUCAUUCAUUCAUGGUGCACAAUAGCCUGUCGAUUUCAUAAAAGGGAAUAGCAAUUUAGCCACUGCCUUAGGAAAGUUUGUAAUAUUUUUUAAUAUUUUGUUGGACCAGUUUAAUUUUAAGCAAUGAUUAUGGUACUGUUUUUAAAGUGACUAUAUAAAAGUCAACUUUCAAAAAUAGUAUUAUAAUCACUGACAUUCUUUCUGCUUCGAAAGUGUGUUUUGAUGCAAAGAAGAAUUUUCAAAAUUGAAUAAAAAUUUUUAGUGAUUUACAAAAAUUUCCUUAGUUUUUAUUGAUACAUAAUUUUUUUGCGAAGCAACUUCCAGCAGUGUCAUAGAAAUCUAACUUGCAUUGUGAUUGUAAUUUCUUGUUAUUCUGUGACAGUACUGAAGCUGUCUGUAAAUAACCCAUCAGUGACUCCAGACAUGUCCUGUUGUAGAUAGUUUGUAAGUUAUACAUGUAAAGGUACCAAAAUCCAGAGGAUUAAAUUAUAUUUAAACUUG